Molecule: messenger RNA, 7336 nt
Organism: Oncorhynchus keta (chum salmon)
Lineage: Eukaryota; Metazoa; Chordata; Actinopteri; Salmoniformes; Salmonidae
Product: RILP-like protein 1
Exons: 10
Coding region: 986-2398 (470 amino acids)
Biological process (GO): cilium assembly
Cellular component (GO): ciliary basal body; cytoplasm
Molecular function (GO): protein dimerization activity
Source: RefSeq, a predicted model, not a curated record
AUCUUAAUUUGAUCCAGUUUGCUACAGCAGAACAAUAAUGUUGCAGCAACAGGAAAUAUAAAUUGUUAUGUGGAUUUUAAUUAAUGGACAAUUUUGUAGGGGUUGGUACAUUUUUCGUAUGGGAAAAUCAAGUCGGACAUUUUUAAGUGGAAAUUACAAACGUCAGAAGCCCUUUUAAACCUCAAAUAUACUAAAUGUUUUACAUGUCGUGUAUUGCAGGAAAUGUGUCCUGCAACAGGGUGAUCAAAUUAAAAUCCUACAUCUGUAUGGCUUUGGUUUAAAGAUCAUGUUUAUAUUAUAUUGUGCCUUUUUAUUUGACACUAUACUGCAGUUCAGUGUGGCUUCACACAGUCAAUGUUAUCCUUUGUAUAAUUAACACAAUCCAGGCAUUACACUGAUCUGAUUUCUAAUAUUGUGGUCUUAAUUAGGAUGCCUAUGUGAUGUCUAGUCCUUUUCCCCUCAUUACUUCGGAUCAUAGACUGUUUAACUGUAGGCUCUUCAAUUACCAUAGACGUGCACUAAAUCUGUCAGAACAACUAUCACAACUGAAUAUCUUCUUCUCACACCACUGAGACUGAGAUGUCAUGUUUUUAUUUAUUUUUCAAAUUCACCCUAGCGGCGACCUCAACCGAUUGAUAUUCCUGACAUGCGCAUUACAAACUGCAAUCUGACCACAUAAUCGGGAGAGAACGACAGCGCAGCAGAACCGCAAUGGGAAGGCGGGUGAUUUUAUCAAAUUGAUCAUAAAUCGCUGACAAGAUGUCCGACGCGAGUAGAAAACCCCAAUCGAUACGCAUCUGUACUUAUUGACGUGGACACGAUACACACAGAACCUGCAGAACAACCAAAAGUAAAUACUUUUCCCAAGGGGACGAAGUUUGUUGUGUCGAAGGAAAUAUAAUAGCCCGGUAAAGCAGGGAGAGACUGCGGAAAACUGCCAGAGCGGGGGGACAGUCAGAAUACAAACCCACCCACCCAGUCAGCCAUGGAAGAGUUUGGGUCAGCGUUGGAGAAGAAUGUGGCCGAUUUAACGGUUAUGGACGUGUAUGACAUAGCCGCGGUGGUGGGCCAGGAGUUUGAGCGGAUCAUUGAUCAGUAUGGAUGCGAGGCUCUGUCCAGGCUCAUGCCAAAAGUGGUGCGGGUGCUGGAGAUCCUGGAGGUGAUGGUCAGUAGGAACAGCAUCAGCCCGGAGACAGAGGAGUUGAGGCUGGAACUGGACAAACUACGACUGGACCGGAUGGACCGGCUGGAGAAAGAGAAGAAACAUAAGAAGGAGCUGGAGCUGGUAGAAGAUGUAUGGAGAGGGGAGGCCCAGGACCUGUUGUCUCAGAUCGCUCAGCUUCAGGAAGAGAACAAAACACUCCUUACGAACAUGUCCAUCAAAGACCCCAUGAGUGAAGAGGACCUGCAGAGGCACGAAGGUAUGUCGGAGCGGGAGCGCCAGGUGAUGAAGAAGCUGAAGGAGGUGGUGGACAAGCAGAGAGACGAGAUCCGAGCCAAAGACCGCGAGCUCACGCUCAAGAACGAGGACGUUGAGGCACUCCAGCAGCAGCAGUCUCGUCUGAUGAAGAUCAACCAUGACCUGCGCCACAAGAUCUCUGUGGUGGAAGCUCAGGGGAAAGCCCUCAUCGAGCAGAAGGUGGAACUGGAGGCGGGAGCUCAGGCACGGGUACAGGAAAUGGGAGCACUUCGGCAGGAAGUAACACGUUUAAGGGAGCGCCUGCAAGGAGACACGCCUCAGGGUUUAGAGGAGCCUCCUCCCCAGCCCCCCUCCCCCGCACAGCCUGGUAGCCCCUGCUCCUCAGAGGUGGGGGCUCAGGGUGUGGGCUGGCCAGAACCAGACAGACACUACCACCCUGAGCUGAUGCUGGGGGGGUACGAUCCGGCCCCGCGCCUCCCGUCCCUGGAUGACGAUGAUGAGGAUGUAGAGGAAGAGGCAGUGUUGCUAUGGGAGGCGAUGUGUGAUGAGGACACACCUGCUCUGUUCCAACACUUUACCAAGGAGGCGCUAUGUGAUGAGGAGGGGGGAGGCCUGGACCAGAAGGAUCCCAACAGGCCCCGGUUCACACUGCAGGAGCUGAGAGACGUUCUGCACGAGAGAAACGAGCUCAAGGCCAAAGUGUUCAUGCUGCAGGAGGAGAUCGCCUACUACAAAAGUGAAGAGGCGGAGGACGAGACCGGCCCCCCUACUCCUUCCCCUUCUCCCGAACAACUGAGGGCGCGGCCCCGACCCAACGCACAGCCCGAGUCAGGAAUCAAACGCCUGUUUAGCUUCUUCUCUCGCGACAAGAGGCGGAACUCCCAGCGGAAUGCACAGUUUGAAGACAGCUUCAGCUCGUGGGCGGGAAAGGAUGAGGUGUACACCGAACAGGCCCAGGAGGCUUUGCAGCACAUAUAGGGCACGUUCCUCUGACCGGGCAUUGUUGACGCCUGCCAGAUCUUACAACGCAUGGAUAGGUAUUUUAAGUAUCAGCGAACCACAUCACAUGUUAUAGCAAUCUGUCAGGCGAUGAAAUAGUCAAUGACGUGGCACGCAACCAUUGGUUGAUGCGUGCAACGUCUUACCAGGAGAACGUGACGUCGUAAUUGGACAGCACUUUAUGAUGAGGUCACUCAGAACCAUCUCACUGUAAUGCCCCGCCCAUGCCCACCAUGUGAGCUGCAGCAGCACUUAAGGGACAGUUCGAAAUGUACUGGGGUGGGGAGUUGGUCCAAAAUAGGGGAGGGUUGUCAAACAUAUUUUUUUGCUUUGGGGAGGGUUGUGUGAUUUUUUUCUAUUGGGCACAGGGGAGGGUGGUGUAUUUUUUUCCCUGGUUUACAUUCCCCAUUUAGCAGGUUUUACUAUAUAAUGUCUUCCAUAUAGUCACAUUUCCUCAUCUGUUUGCUUGCACCUCCCCUAUCAAGGUGUUUUGGUACUUCCCUUAUGCAUUACACUUUUCUGCAUGAUUACUAUACAGUCGACUCUAUCCUGCCCUCUAUACAUAGUGACAAUAGUGGAUCUGCAAUAAGUUAACUGGCAAUCAUACCACAUAAUAUCAUUCAAAUCUGCACCGAUUUUCAAUAUAAAUCCACAAGAACAAAAACGAAUAGCUGAUAGGCAGUAGAGACGCCAGGGUCAUCAUUGGGCAGGAAAGAACAGUCAAGACAUGAUAUAUGCAGCUCAAAAAGCUCUCCUAUUCAUCUAGUUUAGGCCAAACACAUUUGAUCUACUAUAUAACUGAUUCCCCUCUUCACAGUUCUAAAAAUAGUCAAACGUUUAAUAAAAUAGUGAUGAAUUUAAUUCAAAUGAAUCGAUUCUUUUAAAUGAUUAUUUUUUUUACUAACUUACUAGAUGUGCUUCGCCAGGUCGCAGUUGUAAAUGAGAACUUGUUCUCAACUGGCCUACCUGGUUAAAUAAAGGUUAAAUAAAAAAUUGUACAGUAGUAGCUGGGGUUAAUUAAAUUGUGGUGAAUCGAAUCAUGGGAAUCAAAAUAAUAAUUUGAGAAUCGCAAAUAGUAAAAGGAAACAAUUUAGCUGUAGCCUUCCUUUCGAAUUGUGUCGAUGCAAAACUCUUUGUUGAUACUUUAAGUUGAUUUGGACAUUCAAUUUAUGGGACGUUGCAACUCAAUAGAAGCUAGUAGUCAGCCUGAAUUACACACUUCUAAUGGGAAGACUAGAAAAUCCGCGGUGCAUGCUGAAACAGUCAUUUACAAUGCUGAAACAGUCAUUUACAACGUUUCCCCCGCAAACCUUCCAAUGAAAUGUUGACUGCAAAAGUAGGCCUGGGCAGAAUGAUAUCAUGAAGAUUGGUAUCAAUCGGGUGCACAUUUGUUUUGCAUACUCUGCCAUCACAUGUGCCGUACAGAAACCUGACAGGAACCCUUCUAGCCUAACACAAAUGGACUGUGAGUGAAAUUUAGCGGGGACAUGACUGGUACCCUGACUGGGACUCAAACCCUGGUUCCUGUGACUGUCAUUCCAAACCCAUUAUACUGUCACAAUCCUCGCUGUAUGAACCAUGAUACAAUUAAUACCAAGUGAGUUAACCAUAUUGGCACGAUGAAUAGGGUGUUUGCCUUUGACGCCAGUGACCGGGUUUCACUUCCUUGUCCUGUUUGCUACAUUCGUGUCAAAAUUGUGAAUACAAAGAGGCUAACAUCUCUUGGUGAGGCCGCUAGGUCUUGUACAAAGUUUUUUUGUAUUAAUCAAUACAACAUUAUUUUUAUUAUGAAUAUAUUUUUAUUCGCUGUCUCGCAUCAAAUUAAUCCAUUAUUCAGUUAAUUACAUGUGUAUGGCCUUGGGGACAAUACAUGAUCCUACCAAGACACCACAAUGCAAUGAUUUUAAGGUCUACAAAGGCACAGUACAAGGACAGUCUGGCGGUGUUUUUACUUCUGAUACUGAUGCGCUCGCUGUCUGUUGCCGUAUCAUUUUCCCCAGCAGGCCCACUUAUUCGGGAAAGCUUAAAGCGCGUUCUGCCUCCUUUCCGAUCUGAUCGGCUAUUCCUCGAACCUAACGCUUCAUUAUAGGCUAAAUAUUUGUCAUUUCAACUUUUAAAACGUAUUACAUUUUAUAUGUGGCAUAACCACAACCAGUCAACAAUGUUUUAAUCUGAUUAGUUUACUUCAAAAGUCUCCUGUAGGCUACCUGCGCAUGUUCAUCCACUCCGCUCUAAUAUAAUUCCAGCAUCCAAACUGCAAGGGACAUUCAAUCUGUUACAAAACCAUAAAAAGUUUCAUGACAUUCGGAGAUUGUCAAGCCAAGCGAUCGACACUGAGUAGGAAGGGGUGUAUUUUCAGUUUGUCAAGAUUUACAUACUCUAUUUGAUUUUGGUGUUGAAAACGCAAUCCAUGAGAAAACGCUCAAAGUCGGCAAUCGGUAUGCAGUUAUUUGUUGCUUAUUGGUUGUGUGUGGUACAUUGGCAAAGAAACGUGUUAGUCUAACAUUUGUUGCAUAUAUUUGAUAUCAUUAGAAAUAUAGCAUCAAAAUGUUGAAAAUCGGAUUUCCCCAUAGCUGAUCAUUGUCUGCAGCCGGCCUCUGAUCGUAGUGUAAUGAGUCAGGCAGGGAGAAGAGUGAGCUUGUGAACCCUCAACCUUCUGGCCAUAGUCCUGCGUGGCAUCGACUGUGCCACAAAACAUGCUGAAUUGGUCAAGUCGAUAUCCAUGUUUAUAAACACAGGGUUGCUAUGGUGGUAAUCAUUUUUGAGUACAUUUUCUGUGGGGGGGUGCAAAUACAUUUUGAACUGUCCCUAAAAGCAUCGUAAUGAUCAGCUUACUUCACAGUACAGCUGAGUACAGCACAUCAGCUUCAAGUGAUAGAGUAAUUCAGUGGUUAGUGUGCAGUAGCGCUGCAUGGGUAAAAUCACUGCAGAAGCCAAGACUGAUUUUUUCCCCCCAUACUACAAUCUAUGCAUUGUGAUAAAUGCGUUGUUUGCUAUACCCUUUUUUCAUGUGCCUUGCGACCGUGAUAUAUAGGCCUAAAGGCCGAGACAAUAAGAAGACACAGUGGCAGAAUAAAUUCAACCACACCUUCGUUUCAUCACAAAACCGGAGAGCAACCUCUGUCCAGUGAAGUCCACAAAGCAUAUUGCACAUAACAAACCGUUAUAUGACCUAUAGCAUGGUCAAGCAAGUUAAUGUUUUCUGACAGUGUCGGACCACUAAACAACUAUUGAUUUAGAACCACGGAGAGUUGCCGCAAGUCGCAAAGAAAACAGGAGCUGCCUCCACUAUUCCAGCAACAUUACUGUGCCUGCUGCAGUAUAGUGAUUUUAUGACAUUGCUGCUUCUAGGACAGAGAGAGUUGAAGGUGAAAGGGAACCGAUUCCGUUUGACUUCUGGAAGAGAAAAAAACCUCCCUAAAGCCUUUAUUUAUCCAAAAGUGAAACCCAGGAGAAUUGACAGAUGCACAGAGCGGUUCCCUUUAUGUUAGAACUGACAGAGACAGUAGGUGUAAGAGAGAGACAGAGUCAGGCUUGGUAAGGCUUGUGGAAAGUACAUAAAGUAUGGUUGAGAGGAGAGCGAGAUGGAGAUGGAGGAACCACGUGAGAAACAACAGAAAGAGAAUCACGAGUCACAGGUUUUAGAGAGGGAGGGGGAGAGUUAUGUCCAGUAAAGAAACGGAAUACGGACCCAGAUGUAGCAGACGCUUAUUAAUCUUCAUACACCCUUGACCUUGAGCUAGACCAGUCAUGUCCUCAGAGGCAGCUAGGGGGCGCUGUGGCUAGGCCCCUCUCACCAGCACUGGCUAAAAGGUGUGUGAACAUGCAGUAUGUGGUGGCGUUUUUAUUUAACAGAUUGACAUUGUACAUAAAAUAAUAUGUGUUACUGGGUGUUGAGUUGGAAUUUUUGAAUUGCACACCUGGAACAUCCUGCCUAUUCCUUGACUGCAUGAUCAAACUAGAUGGUUGGUAACUCUAUUCUCGAUACAACUAUUUUGCUUCCCCAACAACAUGUUCUGCCAAAUACUGUUGUUAGAAGUUUGGGCAGCCUUUUUAGAAUAAAAUGCCCAAGUUAGAGGUUUUAUAUUUUUCAAAUGGUGAAUUAAGCACAUAAAGUUAUAGUUUUACAAUGUCUUAUGGAAAUGGAUGUAUUGUGGAGUAUUUUUGUUUUGAAUUAAUUUAACCAGAUGCUGCUUGCUGCUGCUUUUUUGUUUUUCGGCAUUUUAUGGUGCCUUCAGGACUAGCCAAGUGGUGUACAUAUGAAGCAAAAGUAAACUGUGUUUGAUAUAUAACAUUUGAAUGGGCACCGUGUUGGAACCAAGUGCGACAAGACAAGACGAACAACACUCAAAUUUAGAUGCAAAUUACAAUGUUGUCGUGGAAUAUUGGGUUCAAACAAGGAGAAUAGUUUGCCAAACUCUGUGCUAUGGCUGUACGAUGGUUUGUGAGGAUCAAAAUGGUCAGUGUGGACGAGGGAGCUUUUGGAUCCUGAGGAGUAGUUCUGACCACGUCAAUCAGACAUGAUGCUACAGCCUGACUAUGAGAACAUUGACACUAUUCUUAUGACCGAAGAACUGUUAAAUAAUUUAUUUUAGAAUGCAAGAGACAAAAUGAAGGUGCAAAAAUAGAGCAACGAUUCUUGUGACAAAAAGGAUUAAUAGUCCAGAGAAAGUAUAUAUUGUCUGCAGGUGGCAACAUCUACAACAUAAUUUACACAAAGGGAAAUAAAUAAUACAGUAUUGUUAUCUGAACAUGGGCAGAUGUGUCAUCAUAUACAAACUUCAUGGACCCCCUUCACACCUGGUGGUAGAUUUCUAUUGGAAGAAUUUCAGAUAUGAUGAAUGUCUCGUUGUUUUGAUACAGCUUGUUGCCUUUUAUUCAAAUAUGCCCUGUCAAUAAACAUUGUCAUCCCCAGAA